GUUAAGAGCCUAUACCCCAGGGACUUCGAUUAGGACUCAGUCCUUGAGUCGAGUUCAUCCAUAUAAUAAUAAUACAGUAAUAUGUAAUACUGGAUUAGAAAUUGAAGAAUCGAGAUUAGGAAUAGGUUUAGAAAUUGAAGAAUUAGAAUUAGGAAUAGAAUUAGAAAUUGAAGAAUUGAGAUUAGGAAUAGGAUUAGAAAUUGAAGAAUUAGGAUUAGAAAUAGAAUUAGAAAUUGAAAAAUCGAGAUUAGAAAUAGGAUUAAAAAUUGAAGAAUUAGGAUUAGAAAUAGAAUUAAAAAUUGAAGAAACUAAAUAA
Messenger RNA from Cetraspora pellucida, 316 nucleotides. Lineage: Eukaryota; Fungi; Glomeromycota; Glomeromycetes; Diversisporales; Gigasporaceae. The record is from the annotation of a GenBank genome assembly.